GACAAUAAAUUUGAUUGUAGCAGUAGUACUUCUUACUGUCUUCGUGACUGUAAACGCGACAAUUUUUUUUAACUGUAACGCGACUAACAUUAGUCUUCGGUCCUAUUUUUUUUUCCUUUAUUUCUUUUAUAAAAAACAUGGAAACCGAGUUUAUAGACUUUAAUAGUAGACUAAUACUUAAAUCGGGAAAAACUUAUGUUGCAUACAGACUAGGAGGAAGAGAAAUAGUCGCAGGUACUGCAGAUGCCCGUGUCACUAUUUUUAAGACAGACAAAGAUAUUCGGAAAGUAGCUGAAGCAUCUAUUGAAAGACACAUUGAUGAAGUUAGCUGCAUUGCUAUUCACGAUAAUCGGUUCGCUUCAGCUGGCACAGACGGUUUUGUUAUUAUCUACAACAAUAAUGAAUAUGAAAAGAUCCUUAUCAGAAGUACAGUCGCUGUUCGAAGCAUUGUUUUUCACCCUCAAGGCGCCAAACUUGCCAUUGCAGCAGAUGAUAAUGAUAUUCGUAUCGUAUUAGUUGCUGAUAACUCAAAAAUAGUCACCUUGCAAGGACAUACAACCAGUCUCAAAUCCCUCGACUACGACCCAACAGGCAACUAUAUCGCUUCUUCUGCAUGUGAUGGUGAGGUACGUAUCUGGAAUGUUGGACUAAGCGAGCCUGCGCCUCGUUGUAUAAAGACAUUGAAAGAAGCGACACCACCUAGCAAACCAGAUCACACUCUGUCAUCUAAAGUAUCAUGGAGCCCAGAUAAAUCAUGUUUUGCUUUUCCAGGAAAGAAUAAUGAUAUUUGUUUGUGCUCUUAUGGUUCAUGGACUACGACCUCAAUUUUAGAAAAUGGUCAUACAGAGACUGUGAGUACCUUUAGCUGGUCACCUAAUGGUUAUUAUAUGGCUACUACAGCAAAUGAUAAGCAAUUGAUUAUUUGGGAUGUCAAAAAUAAAAAGAUGGUGAGAAAGACAAUUGUAGUAACAGCCAUAACAGAUAUUGCAUGGCAUCCUACUGAAAAUCAGCUCAUUUUUGCAAACGAAAGUGGUGAAAUCACGUAUUGGGAUAGUGUCAUUCCAGAAGGAAAUAGUAAUUAUCCACAUCCAGCCAAGGCUCGAAAGCAAAUUCAAAAUAGAGAGGAGUCCAUAGAAUUGCAGUCCCAGGAACCUUAUUCAUUAGAACCAAGCUCGCUUGAUCCUCGAUCAAUUGAACCUCACUCGUAUGAUUCUCGUAAAAAAGAAAGAAACCGCUUUUUUGAUACAAUGGCUAAUGUCGACGAAGAUGACGAUGAAGGAGAAGACCUCGGUAGUGAAGGAGAUGAUGUGGAUAUGAUGGAUACUGAGGAUGACUUUAUUAUUGAUGAUGAUGGAGCAGGCUAUGUUGAGACAGCAGAAGAACGACAAAGACAUCAACAACGACUCAACUUGUCUAAUGUACACAAAAAUGGAGUUGUUCACCAGAAGCCAGUAGUUUUCGUGCCACCGACUACGUUUCAGCCUGGCGAGACACCAUUCAAUAAGCUUGGCAAUAAUAGACAAAAUGCAGCAGAGGGCGAACGCCGAUAUUUAUGCUACAAUCUUGUGGGCGCAAUGUACACUAUACAUCAAGAUAAUCACUCCAUUGUUAACGUAGAAUUUCAUGAUCAGUCUACGCAUCGCAACUUCCACUUUACUGACUAUUCCAACUUUACGAUGGGCGCACUAAGUGAAGGAGGCGCUGUGUUUGGCGUAGAAGGAGAAGAAGCCCCUAAAAAAGAAAAGAAGACAAAGACUAACGAUGAUGGAGAAGAGGAAGCGGAUUAUGAAGAAGAAGAAGAAAAUGAAGACACUAGCAAAGCUUCUAUUUUGCAUUUCCGGCCUUUAAGUAUGAGAGCAGGUGGCGAAAAGGAUUGGACAUAUCAUUUACCAGCUGGUGAAGACGUUGUUGCUGUAGCCAUCAACAAUGUUUCAGUAACUGCGGCCACUUCAGCAGGCUUUAUUCGCAUAUUUUCGCUGUCUGGUGUUCAAAAGCAUAUAUUUUCAUUAAGCAACAUAGUUACUCUAUCCGCCAUGAACGAUAUUACUCUUUUUGUAUACGCGCCUUGUCCUUCUUUUACCAACCAGCAAAACUUGAAUUACAUAUUGAUGAAUACAGAAACGAAUGAAGUGCUCCAAAAAGACAAAAUACAUAUAUCAGGAGGCAGCAAGCUAACUUGGGCAGGCUUUUCAGAAACAACGCAGGCUGCUAUUUAUGAUUCUGAUGGCAUCUUGCGUGUGCUUCAUCACCAGAGAAGACCUAACCAAGGGAGCUGGGUUCCUGUUUUUGAUGGACGAGCAUAUGCUAAAUCUGUGCAAAAAUCAGAAACGUAUUGGCCAGUUGGCUUGUUGAGAGAUAGGUUGAUGUGUGUCAUUCUUCGAGGCAGCAAUCAAUAUCCAUACUUCCCUCGUCCUCCUGUGAAUGAAGUGCCAUUGCAGCUGCCUAUUAUUGAACCUGAAUCUGAAACUGGAAAGAUCGAAAUGACUUAUCUAUCAUCAUUAUACCGAGAUCUACAUGAACGAGAUGAAGCAGAAGCUACAGGAAAACAGUAUGAAUACCAAGACACCUUUGACAGCGCUGAUAUUGAAAUGGAUAAGGAUAUAUUGAGAUUAAUUAAUAUUGCAUGUAAGUCAGAGAGACAUUCUAGAGCUCUCGACUUGGUGAACUCUCUUCGUUUAUCCGAAUCAGUGGAUAAAGCUAUCCGUGUUGCUUCUUUUCACCAUCUGUCCAGUUUAGCCAAUAGUAUGAUGAGGAUUAAAGAGCUUAAAUUUAUGGCUAAUACACGCAUUUUGCCUCCAUCUUUAACUGAGUCACUAGCAAGCCAACCAAGUCUUUAUGGAUCCAAUGUGCCAUCAUUAGAAAACAGCCUUUCCCUUUUAGAAAAAGAUGAAAAAGAUACACGAAAGAGAAGCAUCUUUGAUGAAACGGAUGAUGUAUCUAUGGAUUCUCAUGAGGACAACUCACAAAGGAUGAAAAAACCAAGACCCUUUCAAUUUUCACAAAUGUAAUUAUAAACAUGUAUAUAAUAUAAUCAACUCUUUCUCUAAAUGUGACAUCAUCAUAUGCGUACAUGAAAUAAAUGAAUACUCUGAGU
Messenger RNA from Rhizopus microsporus ATCC 52813, 3094 nucleotides. RefSeq names its product WD40 repeat-like protein. Gene Ontology annotation, biological process: DNA repair; DNA-templated DNA replication; mitotic cell cycle. The transcript has 8 exons. The record is from RefSeq and is a predicted model, not a curated record. Gene Ontology annotation, cellular component: nuclear replication fork. Lineage: Eukaryota; Fungi; Mucoromycota; Mucoromycetes; Mucorales; Rhizopodaceae. The coding region runs from base 138 to 3008 and encodes 956 amino acids. Gene Ontology annotation, molecular function: chromatin binding; protein binding.